Myzus persicae (green peach aphid) is the source of this 2359-nucleotide messenger RNA. RefSeq lists its product as uncharacterized. NCBI's taxonomy places the organism in Eukaryota, Metazoa, Arthropoda, Insecta, Hemiptera, Aphididae. The record is from RefSeq and is a predicted model, not a curated record. The coding region runs from base 586 to 1866 and encodes 426 amino acids. The transcript is spliced from 6 exons.
UAGAAACGAUUAAUUAAUUCAAAUCGUUACGCCCAACCGAAUUUAAUACAACAGUCGUGGCUAACGAAAAAUAAUAAUUUAUUAAUAUUUAUUACAAUAUCGUGGUACAACAACACUCUCGUCGUAGCCGCGGUUGUUGUUGUCGAAUGAUAACGGGAAGAGAGAGCGCGCGCGGGGCCCGGCCUGUUGAUCGCGGCGGCGGCGGCGGAGGCGGCUGACGAUAACACGAGUCGCACAUUAUUAUUAUUUCAACGACGACGACCGUCGCGUCGAGUCGAUCCGAAUCCGAACCCGACCGCAUGCUGUCCGCGCCCCCGCCCCUCUCCCCCGUCGCAUCCCGCACAGCUUCAGCAGCCGCCGCCGUCGCCUCUCGUUCGGACCGUUCGGUAUCGAUUUUCCGUCCGAUACUCCGCGUCGGCGAAUAGCGAUAGAUUUCGGCGCGGCCGCACAGCCCACCGACCGACCGGCCAGAGUCGUCACUCGUCACUCGCCGUUCGUAACGCUUUCGCGCGCGCCGCCGUCGUCGUCGCCGCCGCCGUCACAUUCGCCUUCAAGUGUCUAGCCGCGACCACGUUUCGCCGCCACAUGGAACACCACAUCAUAGGGUCGUCGUCGUCCAGCGACGACGACUCGGCGCCCGCCGUCAUCAUGCCGCCGCCGCCUCGCCGGCACAUCAUCCACCGCAACGAGGACGACAUCAUCGACCUGGACGAGAUCAUCGAAAUCGACGACGUCGACGACGGCAUCGCCGAGCACCACCGCCGCCGCCGCCGCAACAAUCACAAUCGCCGUCAGCAGCGUCUCGCCGACCAGCCGACCGUCAACGAAGCGGACCGCGUCCACGGCGGCAUCAUGCGCCUGGUGGACCACGCAGCGGCGGCCAUCGCCAACGACCGCGGCGCCGGGGAGGACUCGGCCGUCGCGUCCGGCAUCUGCGACCCGAACAGGGUGCGCAACUACAAGGACAUGUUCAAGUACGCCACCGACCUGUCAGACGGGGUGCCCAUGACCAUUCACCAAGAGAUCGACGCGCUUACGUUCACCGAGGAAAGAAAGAAAUUUUUAUCAAAUGUUCUGUCAACCAUGUCUGUCAAUGUACAUGAGGAAAUGAACAAUUCUAUUAACAUUUUGUUCGAUAAUAACAAACAAGUGGAUGAACAUGAAUUUGCGUUUGAUGUUAUUGCAGAAUAUGUUGACAAUAUUGAUUAUGCUAAUGAUUUUGAAAAGCUUGGCGGUUUUCAUAUCUUUUUACCGUGUAUCCGUUCUGAGCAUCCAUCCGUGCGCAUUAAGACAUGCGAAUUGAUUACUACACUGGUUCAAAAUAAUCCAUACUGUCAGGAAAAGUUUAUGGAAAAUACUAACUACCUGAAAGCAUUGAUGUCUAUGGUGGAAAACGAUCUGAACGAUGAAGUGCGCGUCAAAGCACUAGCUGCGAUUUCCAGUCUGGUUCGUCAUAAUGUAACUGUGUUUUGGCAAUUCAUUGAACACGGAGGUAAAGAUUUAAUCAUCAAUUCAUUGAAAACACCAAUUGAUAAAUUGAAGAUUAAAGCAGUAUUCAUCAUUUGCUCAACUUGUCAUAUGGGUAACGAUGUAGCGGAAAUGUAUGUUGAUAAUGGUGUCGUUGAAAUUAUAACUUCGAUAAUCAUGGGCAUGGAAAAAAAUGUUGAACCAUUUCAUCAUGAGUUGUUUUUAUCGACAUUGAAUCAACUGCUCCGUAUGUCACCAGUCAGAGUGAAAGAAAUAUGCGCUUCCUUGGAUGAUUUCAAGCUAGCAUUGACAUCAUUGCGAGAUUCAUAUUCAAAUGAAUCAAGAUAUCAGGAUGAAAAGGAUCAAAUUUUGUGGUUGAUGGAAACUCUAACAUUGUGAAGAGGUUCAGCGGCAUAUUUCAUUUUACUUACUUUAUUACAAUAUAUAAUGUUUUCAUAUCUGUAAUUGCUUUUAAAAGAAAUUAAAUUAUGGUUGAAUACGCUAUUAAUUUAACUUUGUUUAAUUUUUUUUUAGAAUAAUGUAUGCAUAUAUAUUAUUCUUCUAUGAAUGUUGAAUACUGCAUUCAUACUAUUCAGAUGGAUGUAAUGAGUGUGUACUGAUAAGAUGUUUAAUGUUUGUGUGAAAUUGAUGUAUUUGUUGCGGACAAUGAAAUAAGUAACUAACUAAUUAAGAAAAUUACCUUAGAUUGAAAUUUAUUUCACAAAUGUAUGUUAUUUUUCAACAAUUCAAAUGUUAGUUUAAAUUUUCCAUCAAUCUAAGAACAUAAUUAAAAUGUACAAAUAUUUUACAUUAUUUCUGAAAGAAAAGUAAUGAAUCUGGCAUUAUAUUAAUUAGACCUGCCAAAACUUUCUAUAAAAAUGUUCAGUCAACU